Messenger RNA from Haliaeetus leucocephalus (bald eagle), 2302 nucleotides. RefSeq names its product EF-hand calcium binding domain 14 (gene EFCAB14). Gene Ontology annotation, molecular function: calcium ion binding. The coding region runs from base 50 to 1504 and encodes 484 amino acids. The record is from RefSeq and is a predicted model, not a curated record. Lineage: Eukaryota; Metazoa; Chordata; Aves; Accipitriformes; Accipitridae. The transcript is spliced from 11 exons.
CCAGCCGCCGGCCGCGCCGCCGCCGCUGCUGCUGCCGCCCCACAAGAGGAUGAAGAAGCGGAAGGAGCUGAACGCCCUCAUCGGCCUGGCCGCCGACGGCCGCAGGAAGAAGCCCGCCAAGAAGGGCUCGGGCCACCGGCUGCUGCGCACCGAGCCGCCCGCCUCCGACUCCGAGUCCAGCUCCGAGGAGGACGAGUUCGCCGGGGCGCGGGGCCGUUGCGGCAAGGGAGACUAUCUACGAUGCUGCAAAUUCUGUUACCCAUUAUGUGCGUUUGUCAUUCUUGCCGCUUGUGUGGUAGCAUGCGUUGGCUUAGUCUGGAUGCAGGUGGCUCUCAAGGAGGAUCUGGAUGCAAUAAAGGAGAAGUUUCGAACUAUGGAAUCUAAUCAGAAGACAUCAUUCCAAGAAAUUCCUAAACUGAAUGAAGAUUUGGUGCAGAAGCAAAAGCAACUAGAACAAAUUGAGACUGGAGAACUGGGGCUAAAUAAAAUUUGGAUAAAUAUCACAGAGAUCAAUAAACAGAUAUCACUAUUAACCUCAACAGUAAAUCAUCUCAAAAACAACAUAAAGUCUGCUUCUGAUCUGAUUUCUCUUCCUCUCACAGUAGAGAAACUUCAGAAGACUGUAGCAAACAUAGGCAGCACGCUUACCAGUGUUUCUCAUGAUGUUGAAAAUAUACAGACAGCCAUUGAAGAAUACAAGAAAUCCAUAGAAAUACUCCAGAAUGAUGUGAAGGAAUUAAAACAGAUACCUUCACUUCCUUCCACUAUUGUGCCAUGGACUGAGAGAAAUCAGACCGAAAAUUGCAAAAAGGAAAGCCAGUCACUGCAUGCAGCUUUGGAAGAGCUAAAUAAUACUGUAGUGGUGUACCAAAAGUUGAAUGACAUCAAGCUUCUAAAUGUGGAUUCAGCCAUUGGUAACCUUAGCCGGAGGGUUAUGCUGUUAGAAAACUCUCCCCUUGCUGUGAAUAAUCUGGACAAAAGAGAGAACUUGUCUACCAAUGUGGCGAAUGAUGCAACUACCUCUCUAAAAGUAGAAAAUGAAGAUCAACUAGAUAAUGAAACUCAUUCAAAUAAAGAACUGAAGGAAACAGGACCUAGAGAUUCUCAGGUAUCAAAACUAAAAGAGAAGCUUCAGCUGAUCAGUGCUCUCACAGGCAAGCCAGAAAAUGACAAACCCAUUGAGACAUCAAAGAAUGUUGAAAGUAGUCUGAGUACUACAGCAAAGCCCACAGACCUUUCAAGGCUGGCUUCAAGGUCAGCUGAUGACAUCACAGAGAGUAAUGGACAGCUGAGACAUCUGUCCUUACCAGGAAUUUCCAGCAUCAGAGAUCUUCAGAAUUUGUUUGAAAAAGCAACUGAAGAUACUGGUGGAAAACUAUCAUAUGAAGAUCUUCAAAAGCUGCUUGGCUCUACAGCCCAAGAGUCACAGAGCUUUAAGAAAUUUGACACAGAUGGAGAUGAGAAAUACUCAUUACAAGAACUGAGAUUAGCAUUAGGUGUAUAGGAUAUAUAUUUAGAAAUGUGAUAUCAAUGGAUGCUACUGUAGCUAAAGGAAACUACGGGACAUGAAAAACUAUGUCUGCACUUUUCCAGUGUUUUACUGAUCUUUGGAGCUAAAUUACUGUACACAUUGCCACCUCUUUUUUCAUUUGCAUUUAUUGAAAAGAAAUUUGCAAAUUUAUAUGUUCAUAGGACAUAAUAUUGGGACUGUGUUAAAAUCCAGAAAAUUCCCAAAGUUGGAAACAUUUUCCCCUCAUUGUUUCCCUUUCAAGGGACUUCUUGUUUUUAAUUUAAAAUGUGUACAUACUAAAAUAAAACUAUGGUUUUAUAUUUCACUGAAAUUUGCCUUAAAUUAGAGAGCUGCACUUUAUGUAGAGCAGAAGGAAAUCUGUCUUGUAAAGGUGGGCUGCUUCUGCUUGUAAAUAUUUGAGACAGAGUAAAUUAUGCAUAUUUAAGGGGAAGUUUGUGUCAGGAGAUGUGUUGGUAAUAAGCUGUUUACAAUGAGAGGCUGAGCCUAAAAGGGAUGGUUAAGAGCUUCGGCUAAACUUCUAAUUUUGACUAAGUAUAUCCAUGAAUGAGUUUGGACUCAGUCAGAGGAAAACAGGAGUGGUAAAUCAUGCCCAUCUAUAUAGCAGGAUUUAUUUUUAGAGGGAAGAGUUGAAAGUGUUUUUAUAUCAUAAGCCUACAGGAGCAAUUACCUACCAAGUGCUUGGGUUUUCACUUCAGCAUUCUUUUAGCUUUGCUGUAUUGCAUCCAGGUUACAUUUUGUGAGAUGAGCCUUUCUGUUUUUCAAAAAAAGAAA